AUGAAGAGGACAGCACGAAAAACAAUUAUUCUAGUAAUAUUUUGCUUGAAAUUCAUCAUUAUACCAGUAUCUGCCAGUAUGCUUGCCCCACAUAACAAUACACGCAGUAUAUACGAGGUAAGCAGCCGGAUAAGAGGCAGUAGAAACAAUCCUUUAUUGCAUGAAAAUAAUCAAAUUGACCAAGCAGAAGAGAACAUAAGACACAAAAUAAAUGAAUUGAGACGCGGAGAAGAGAAGUACAACCAAACUAAAGUGGAUAUAGCCAAAGAAGCUCUAAGUAUGCUUAAAAAGUGUGAAAGAAUUCUUCCCACAGACCUAAACCGGCUAUAUAUUUGGAGUGAAGGAUACGAUAGACACCAUAACCAGAUGUCGGGGCAAGAUAUAGAGAAGCAAAUAGUAGAAUGGCAGCAGAUUAUACCAAGCACCUAUAACAGCAUAUACACAGCUAUUGAAGAUGAACAAUUUACAAAAAAUCUACUAAUUUCACCAGAUGGUGCUAAUACUAUAAAAUAUAAAUUGAAUGAUCUUCCUAUACUUACUCCUAGAAUUGAAAAAUAUUACAGUAAAAUUUCAGCAGACUUAAAAAACAUAAUUCUACUUUCUAAAAAAGCAGAGAGUAAAUAUGACAGAAAAGAGUAUUUUGUAGAAGAUAACUUGGAUAGAAAGGCCCUAGCCAACUGUUUUGUGAGUCUAGUCUACCCGCCUUAUAUUUUUACUACAUUCAGUAUGUAUGAUAUACUUCUAAAGCAUGGCUUCCCUAAUACAUAUGUAGAAAGAGGGCUAUUAGAUAAUUCUGGAGAGCAAGUGGGGCAUUUUAUAAACAAUAUUGAUAAAUUGAAAUUAAAGCUGAUUAAUUUCUUUGGAUUUAUCACCACACAAAUAUCCAAAUCCAAUGAAUCAAAUAAAAAGUUUGUAGAAUAUGCCAAAAAGUUACACAAACAGGGCGUGAACAUAUAUAAAACAGUAGAAAAAUCAGUGGAUCCCUAUGGAAACAUUGAAAAAAAGCGGCAACAGUACUUACACGCAUGGAGACUUAUAAAUAAUUCGUUUAGUCUGCAAGUCCCAAUAAUAAUUGAACUAUUAAAGAACAUUUUACAUGCAAGUGAGUGUAAUCUAAAGGAAUUAAAAUACAAAAUGAAUGUACACACAGAUGGUUAUAUAUUGAAUAGAAAGGACCAUUUAGAAAAAUUAAAUAAGUUGGCUAUUUUAGUAAAGGGGGUUUUAAGCCCUCAGAAUGGCGAUGAUUUUAAUGAGAGUAUGAUCAUGACAGUCAACUCUGCCAAUUACUAUUUAACAGAGCGAAUAAUAGAUAUUAAUUGGCAAAUUGUCAGCGGAUUACAUUUCAUUCAAAUACGAAAUAAUAAUAAAAAUAUAGGCUUUGUAGAGCUCAAAAAGCAGCUAACAGAAGACAUAGGAUGUAUUUGGAAAAUAAGCACAAUUGUGCAAAAAUAUAUAAAUUCGCCAGAAUUUCAGCCUCACAUAACUAUAAGCAAAUAUGCAAAGCAGGUAACUAACAACUUAAUUGAGGUGGAUACAAAAUUCAAUAACUCCAACUCGAUAUUUAGCUCAAUAAUCAGCGGAAGAUUCGCGGUUUUGCUUACAUUAUGCGUUAGUGCACUACAAAAAGCUCUUUUGUUUGGAAGCUAUUAA
Molecule: messenger RNA, 1650 nt
Organism: Nematocida parisii ERTm1
Lineage: Eukaryota; Fungi; Microsporidia
Exons: 1
Coding region: 1-1650 (549 amino acids)
Source: RefSeq, a predicted model, not a curated record